Molecule: messenger RNA, 1529 nt
Organism: Medioppia subpectinata
Lineage: Eukaryota; Metazoa; Arthropoda; Arachnida; Sarcoptiformes; Oppiidae
Source: the annotation of a GenBank genome assembly
AUGCUUAUGUUAGCUUUGGCCGACACCCCCUUCUCCAAGUGCGACCGUAGCAAUCAACCAAACAAUUGUCGCACAAACUUUAUUCGCGGCGUUUGGGAGUUCUCAGAGUCCGCCCGAACCGCCGAAAGGACAGAGGUUUGCGACCCGAAGGUCGGCUUCAAAGUGGCCAACAAAUUCAAAGUCACUCUCCUUUAUCCCAAUAUCGCCACCGAUGAGUUUGGACACAAUGGCACGUGGACACUGGUCUACAACCAGGGCUUUGAGGUUAUCAUCCAUAACCGAAAGUACUACUCCUUCUCGGACUACACCCAAAAGGGAAACGUUGUGACCUCGAUAUGCAACCGAACCACACGCCAGGGACCGGGCGGUUGGUCUCACGACGCGCUCGGCCACAACUGGGCCUGUUAUUCGGGCCAACGGCUGACCGGUCCGCACGCCGUCAAGACGCACACCAUCGAUGACGUGGAGGCGUUCAGCGCCGGUGUCUUCACACAAAACCCCGAUGUCGUCGACAAGAUUAACGCCGUUCAGAGCUCGUGGACCGCCAAACACUACCCACAGUUCGAGGGAAAGUCACUGAAAUACAUGCAUCACAUGCACGGCGGACCCAACUCUAGGAUCUUUAAUUACCCAUCGCCAGCACCCGUCACACCUGAAGUGCAGGCACAGGCCGACGCACUUCCCGAGAGUUUUGACUGGCGAAAUGUCAGCGGGGUCAGUUACGUGACAUCCGUUAAGGAUCAAGGUGGUUGUGGCAGUUGUUACGCUUUCGGUUCAUUGGGUAUGAUUGAAGGCCGACUCAAACUGUUGUCCAACAACACCGAGUCUAUCGACCUGUCCGAACAGGAUGUGGUCAGUUGUUCGCUGUACAAUCAGGGCUGUGCCGGUGGUUUCCCUUAUUUAACCGCGGGUAAAUACGCGCAGGACUAUGGCGUCACUCUGGAGGCCAACAACCCGUACAAGGGAUCAGACAGCAAGUGCACGACCAAAGCGGGAGCCGAGCGUAUAUACACGGCUUCGUAUAAAUACGUGGGCGGCUAUUAUGGCGGCUGUAAUGAAGAGCUGAUGCGGAUCUCGUUGGUCAACGACGGACCGCUGGCCAUAUCGUUCAGAUACGGUAUGUUUGACGACUUUGUGUCGUACGGCUCCGGUAUAUACACACCGACUGAAGUGAAACACGACAACGGAAAGUACAACCCGUUUGUUGAGGUGAACCACUCGGUGCUGAUCGUCGGUUACGGCAAAGACGCUAAGACUGGUAAGAAAUACUGGAUCGUGAAAAACAGUUGGGGCGCCUCCUGGGGUGACCAUGGUUACUUCCAGAUUGAACGUGGCGUCAACUCCAAGGGUGUUGAGAGUAUUGCCGUCGAGGCCAUUCCCAUCCCUUAUUAGAUGUUUGAUUAUGGUUUUAAUACUGUAUAAUGUGUUGAAUGUUGUCCAUAAAGUUGUAAUAAACUAUAAAAUGCUGACAAUUACUGUAAUAAAUGUUCAAUAAAUAUAAAUUCAAUUUAUAAUCAUAGCAUAAGACA